AUGUGUUUUGUCUUCACGUGCUGCGGUUGGAUAGUUGAUCUCGUCCAGAGGAUGUGGACCUUCACAAUGUCAUGCUUCAUCAGCUCAGCAGUCGGCUGCGUGAUGUUGACGUCAUCCAUGUCAGGCAUUGCUCUCGGAUACAAUUACUCAUUGGCUGAGUUUAUGGAGUUGAAAGACACGAACGUGUCGGUGUACCUGAAGCGAGGUGUGUUUGACGACGAGAUAGCUGAUGACAUGGACUGGCGGCGCAGCGGACGCAAGCCCGUCGCCGGACACAUCGGCGAGAAUGACCUGAGGACGGGAGCACCCGCGGACGACGACGAUGCCAGCACUUUACGCUCUGGCCGAAGACUGGACGAUUCUAUAUUCGAAUCCGAUCAGAAUAGUUUCGAGGGUGCCCUGAUGAAGCUCACAGCUAAGCCGCCAUACCAGAGUACUGACCCACCACUGAUUACCGAAGAUAUGGAGAUGGUAGAAGCUGCUACAAGUCAUCCGUCAGGUUCUUUAGAUCAGAUGAAGGCAAUACAAAGUCUAAUUGACUCAAGAAGGGCAAUGGCUGCCUCAGUUGGAACAACUUACUCCCCCAUGGCGACUUAUGCAGCACUGGAUAACAGGCUACCAUUUCUCCCAGUCAACAACAAUCCUAAUGAACCUGGAAAUCCUGAUGCCCAAUACAGACGCGUGAUGAAUCCAAUGCAUGCCAUGAAACCACCAAACGUUAACCCCGCGCGGUAUGCCGUGCCUGAUGCUAACAUAGCCAGCGGAUACAACUGGGUCAUUCCGAAGAAACCGAUGCUAUUUCCCAAGUCUGGACUGCCAGAUUUUUACAUAUUGUCACCGACAUACCCAUCAGCUAUUACAGUGGCACCGCGAUUAGUAAGGCCUGGUAGUCCUGUCACGAAAGAAGACGAGGAAGAGGAACUCAAGGCAGAAGGCCCUGUCAUGUUUGCUACAAGAACAGGACCGCCACCGAUGGCCAAAACAUCUCAAACAUCAAAGCCCGCCAUACUUGAAAAGUUAGAGAAAGAAUCAGAAUCCUUUAAUGAGAGGUUUUUGCUAGAGGGUGAUGAACCAGGCAAAAACGAUUUCGCAAAGUUGCCGAAUUUCGGAAAAUCAUCGGAAGAAGAAUACGAAGAUGAAAUAAAAGGUCUCCCAGUUCGUAAACGCAGAAGUGUGAAAGAUAACUUUCAAAACGGUGACGAAACACAUUCUACAGAAAUAAAUACUCCAUUUGAUAAUGCAAGUGAGAAAAGCAAUCGUACCAAGUAUUUCUCAAAGAACAUAUUUACAGCAACCGCUUGGAUAACUGACAAUUUAAUUAAUAGCAAUAAUAACAGCUUUGCUAAGAACGAAAUCAAGAAUAUUGUUGAAGAUAAUUCAGAAAUCGAUAAUGACACAGCAACUGCCAGCAAUACUGACCAGCAUACUUAUAAUAAUGGACAACAUAUAAGUGCUGACUUUAAAAAUUUCCUCAGCCGUUUAAUCAAAAGUAUGGAAAACGAGAAAGACCCUGCUACAGAAACUACGCCUGAAGCUGAUUCGGUUACAGUUAAAAUGAAUGUGAAAAUAAGAAGGCUACCGUUUGAGAGUAGAAUAGUUUCCGGUAAAUAUGAACCAAAUAACGAACCGAUAAGGAUGAUUGAUUCAGAAGAAACGUUAAGUAACCAAGAAAUGCUAAAUAGUAUUAGUGUAAAUUUAAAUGAAGCAGGAUUGUUGAGAAACUCAGCGUCGUCAACUUUCGUGAAGUUAUUGCAAUCUUCGCUAACUUGA
Molecule: messenger RNA, 1770 nt
Organism: Helicoverpa zea (corn earworm)
Lineage: Eukaryota; Metazoa; Arthropoda; Insecta; Lepidoptera; Noctuidae
Exons: 7
Coding region: 1-1770 (589 amino acids)
Source: RefSeq, a predicted model, not a curated record